AUGACCUUCGGCCGCCACCCGCGCGCGCGGCGGCUGCUCGCGCGCCUCUCGGGCCGGCGGCGCGGGGCCUGCGCUCGGGCCAUGGAGCCGCCGCGCUGCUUCGCGCUGGAGCUGCCGGGCUGCACUCUGGCGCACUUUGCGGUGGGCGAGCAGGCCCCGGGCGCGCGCCCCGACCCCCGCGUGGCCGCGCUCCUGGGCCCCCCGGGCCGCAGCUACUCGCUGAGCGUGCCGGGGACCGGGGGCGUGGGGGCCCGGGUGCGCGCGGCCCGGCUUCAUCAGCACCUGCGGCAGCAGCUGCGGCGCGGCCCCUUCCAGAGGUGCGAGCUGCGCCGGCUGCUGGGCUAUUGCCCGGACGGCGGCGCCGGGGCCCUGCAGCACGGCUUCCUGCUCCGUGACCCCCGCGACAGCCCCGACACCCGGCAAGCGCUGCUGGCGCUGCUGGACGCCUGCCCCGAGGCUCCGCGCCCGCUCUUGGCCGAGUUCUCCCGGGACCCGCUCUGCCAGCUGUGGCAGCGCCCCUGGGAGCGGCGGGACGGCCGGGGCUGGCAGCAGCUGGGCGGCGAGCGCGUGGGGCCCGCACCGGAGCCCGCCCUGCACCCGGUGGUGCCCGACCUGCCCAGCUCCGGGGUCUUCCCCCACCGGGAGGCCGCCCGCGCCGUCUUGGAGGCGUGCACGUCCUUCAUUCCUGAAGCCCGAGAUGUGCUUGAUCUGGUGGACCAGUGCCCAGAGCAGGUCCAGAAGGGAAGGUUCCCCGUCAUUGUCAUUGAGGGCUUGGAUGCCACAGGUAAAACCACCGUGACCCAGUCAGUUUCAGAUUCACUCAAGGCUGUUCUCUUGAAGUCACCACCCUCUUGCAUCAGCCAGUGGAGGAAAAUCUUUGAUGAUGAACCAACUAUCAUUAGAAGAGCUUUUUACUCUUUGGGCAAUUAUAUCGUGGCUUCUGAAAUAGCUAAAGAGUCUACCAAAUCGCCUGUGAUUGUCGACAGGUACUGGCACAGCACGGCCACCUAUGCCAUAGCCACUGAGGUGAGUGGGGGCCUCCUGCACCUGCCCCCCGUCCAUCACCCUAUAUACCAGUGGCCCAGGGACCUGCUCAAACCCGACCUGGUCCUGCUGCUCACCGUGAGCCCCGAGGAGAGGAUGCAGAGGAUUGAGGGCCGAGGCCUGGAGAAGACCAGAGAGGAGGCUGAGCUGGAGACCAACAGCAUAUUUCGUCAAAAGGUAGAAGUAUGCUACCAGCGGAUGGAGAACCCCGGCUGCCACGUGGUGGAUGCCAGCCCGUCACGAGAAAAGGUCCUCCAGAUGGUGUUAAGUGUAAUCCAAAAUAAUUGCAAUUAAUUGUAGUUACUCCAGGCCAAGUGACACAUUUUACUAACCUGAUGCUGUUUGAUCCAUCUAAGCCCACGACUGGUUGUGUGGUUUUCCCAGAUUUCAGUUGUGUAAAGCGUGUUGUGUGUCAGAAGAGUGGACAUUUCAGUUUUACCUAAACUGACCAAAGGACAGUUUGUUCUCCUGACCAAAGGACCCAUGUGGCUGCCAUCUGCCAAGUAUAAUGAACAUUUGCUUGGAACGGGUUCUUAAACUGCAGCCCCACUGAGUCCUUCCAAGAUGUGUCUCCUCUAGAAAGCGCAAGGUGGGCAGAAGCGACCGAGAAGGUCAUCCAGAUCCGUGGAACCCCCCCCGCCUGGUGCUCCCUGUGGGUGUGCAGGCUUGUGUCCCAAAGAACGUGUCUGCGUGUCCCAGCUGUCAGAACCCAUCUUGGGGUGGUGAACUCUGAGCAAGAAACAUCUGGCUUGUAUCUGAGGCUUCUGGCCCCUAAACGGGUCCUCUUGGUUAGCAUUACAAAGUCAAACGCAGAGGAGGCCAUCCCGAGAGGCUCUGAAUACAAACACACCAAGAGUCCUUGGAUUCUGUUCUGCUGAUUUACGUUCCUCUCCUUUCCUCUGAAAACAUGGCUUUGGAUGGAAGGAGUGGUCUGCAUGGAGCUAGAUGCUCUAAGGGCUUCCCUGGUGGUGCUAGUGGUAAAGAACCCACCUGCUAAUGCAGGAGACUUAAAAGACGCUGGUUCCGUCCCUGGGUCUGGAAGAUCCCCUGGAGGAGAGCAUGGCAACCCACUCCUGUAUUCUUGCCUGGAGAAUCCCAUGGACAGAGGAGCCUGGCGGCAACAGUCCAUGGGGUUGCAAGAGUCGGACACGACUGAAGCGACUGAUGCAUUAAACGGAGCCAAUCCAGUCAUGCAUUUGUACUGAUGUUUACAUCUUGUUUGUCCUCCGUGUAGGGGGUGUGUUUUACUAAUCAGAACCGAAGCCAAGAAGCUGAAUGUAACGCUUGCUAUAUGUUUUUAUUAGACAGAUGCAAUUUAUCCUACUGAGUAAGCAGUAGGAUAUGGGAUCCUGGAAUGGGAUUUCUCAAUGAAUUAUCUUGCACUUCAGUGUCUUAUGAGUGUACAUGCAAUUGGUAUUGAGAUUUGUUUGGCUAGAAGAAAAAAAAAAAUAGCUGAGAAAACAGAAACUUAAUAGUCUUGAGGCCUUGGGUGAGUCAUUUAACAUCAUGUAACUUGAUCUAAAAAGUGACAGUAAUUCUUUAUUUUUCUUAAGGCAUUGGGUGAACUAGGUGAUUACUUAAAAUUCCUUCCAGUUCUAAGAUAGAUUGAAUCUGUGAACUACUUUAGGGAAAUGGCUCAAGAAGACAUCUCCUCAGAAAAAUUUAAGGCAUCAUCAGGUUUAUCACAUGGACUCUUAAAUUUUAACAAAGUUUAUAUUAGCUAUAUCAUUAUUUUUCAAAAGAACUGUAGGUAAUUUAUGCAUAGUAUAUGUACAUAUAUGGGCUUCCCUAGUGGCUCAGCGGUAAAGAUUCCAUCUGCAAUGCAGGAGCCACAGAAGAUGCAAGUUCAGUCCCUGGGUCAGAAAGAUCCCCUGGAGGAGAAAAUGACAACCCACUCCAGUCUUCUUGCCUGGAGAAUCCUCUGGACAGAGGAGCCUGGCGGGCUCUAGUCCAUGGGGUCAAGAAGAAUUGGGCAGGACUAAAGUCACUGAGCAUGCACAUAUGUACGUAUAUAAAUAUUUAAUUUUAGGUAAAUAUUUUUUAAAGCUGAUAAAUCAUGCUUGGGUGAAGAUGGGUAUUAUUGACUUCAAACAUUUUCAAAAGCAUAU
Budorcas taxicolor (takin) is the source of this 3152-nucleotide messenger RNA. RefSeq names its product cytidine/uridine monophosphate kinase 2 (gene CMPK2). Gene Ontology annotation, cellular component: cytoplasm; mitochondrion. NCBI's taxonomy places the organism in Eukaryota, Metazoa, Chordata, Mammalia, Artiodactyla, Bovidae. The transcript has 5 exons. The record is from RefSeq and is a predicted model, not a curated record. Bases 1 to 1338 code for a protein of 445 amino acids. Gene Ontology annotation, biological process: dTTP biosynthetic process; dUDP biosynthetic process; dTDP biosynthetic process. Gene Ontology annotation, molecular function: dTMP kinase activity.